CAAGCCUGAACUAAAGCUUUUUUCCACGGUGCCAUCCUCACAGUGGUCCGCUCUAAAUGCCCAUCGUACGUCGGCGCCACAGGGAUUCUCGUCCAAGAGUUCAAGCACAUCUUCAAAAUCAUCACCAAAGAAGACAAGCUGAAAGUGAUCCCGAAGAGGAACAGCAUGUUCGCGGUGGAGAUCAACGGCUUCGUCUCGCACAUCUACGCCAGCAAGUUCGAGCACCGAGCCAGCGAGCGCUCGGCCAAGAAGUUCAAAGCGAGAGGAACCAUCGACCUGUGAGGCGUCGCCACAUGUGACCAAUGUGUGGCAGAUCCAUGCAGAUCAUCUCCUGCCCUCUAAAUCCACAUCUGGAGAAACAUUGUUCUGUUCUGUUGACACCACCGAUCACCUCAGGAGGGGACGUCUCACUCUGUUGUACAGGGGUGUUACGGAGUGGACACGUUAACCACACAGCAGGCUACUCUAGUCCCGCUUCCUGUUGUAUUUAUUGUUGUUGUUUUUUCCUCAUGUUUUUGUUUCUUGCAUUAUUAUUUGGUACUUAAGCUGUACAGAAAGGACAGAGUGAACUAGAUGUCACCAUGUACUGCACUCUUUUGUAGGCCGUAAAUGGCCGUUGGUCUACAUUCUUCUGAUGUUAUCCACCUGCUGCUGGUUAAGCACAACCUACUGACUGCACGUUUGCCUCUUGCACAUUCUUGGCUGCGUCCCAGAAGGCCUUGUUUGUUUUUGUUUUCUGUCCAACUAGAUAUUGGCACCACUGACCUGGUUCAGAGUGUCCAGAAACUACUUCCUGUAUUUAAAGCCAACUGUGUGUGGGUUCUUUAGGAAAUGCCGACACACACACACACAAACACGCCUAAUUUAAUGUCCCAUAACUAAUGCGUCACAUUAGUGCACAUGUCAGGACACACUCUUUGCAGAGCCAAGAUCAACUCUCUUACAGUAAAUAGUGUAAACCUGUGCAAGAGCACGCUGUUUCAUGACAUACUUAUUCUAUCCUAUGACAUUUUAUUGACUUUUCUGUUUUGGUUGCCGCUUAACAAUAUAAUGAUAUACCUUAUGUUGUGUCCACCAGACGGUUAUUAUUAUUCAAUAUAAUAUGAAUAUUUAUAAUGCAACUAUUGUCUGAAACUCAUUUAAAGUGAAUUUUAAAUAAAAGUCGGUGAUGGUUGAAAACCUGAGGUGGAUAUUUCCAUAAAUAACUUUCCUGGGAGGGAAAUAGAUUGGUGACGCCUUCUCUGCUCACAUGGGUUUGUCUAAAGCUCCAACUCCCUUGGGCGACUCCCACGUCACCAGCACAUAAAAGAAGCGCCCGUGCGCCGCAGACUGCACGAUCCCAGGACAGCGUCUCAGCAGCGGGACUUUAUGCGCAACAACAAAAACAACAACAACAACAACAACGCACUAACGAACGGCUCGUGCUGACUUGUCACCUGAACAAAAAUGGAUACGGAUGAGAAAUUGUUCUUGUCUACGCAGAACAACCGCGAGCGGAUCCGCGCCGUGGAGAACUCGUUCGGGCCGUCGGGGAAGCCGCUGUACGAACCGGGUCGGUUUCUGCUGGGAGAGGGUCGGCUGGUGAAGAUGACCCGCAAGGGGCCACAGCCCAGAAGGUUCUUCCUGUUCAACGACCUGCUGGUGUACGGCAGCAUCAUCGGCCGCUGGCACAAGAAGCAGAUGAUCAUCCCCCUGGAGGACUGCCAACUUGAGGACCUAGAGAACGGAUUAUCAAUAAAGAACCAGUGGCUGAUCCGUACGCCACGCAAGUCCUUCUACGUGGCAGCCGCCUCCCAGGAGGAGAAGCGGGCCUGGAUCCAGCAAAUCGAGGACUGCCGGUCCAUUCUGCUGCAGAACAGGGACUGCCGGACCAGCUCCCACUUUGCCAAAACCUGUAUCCCCGACUCUGCCUCCGCAAUCUGCAUGCGCUGCUUCGACAGGUUCUCCGUGACCCAGCGUCGACACCACUGCCGGAAAUGUGGCUUCCUGGUCUGCGCCGCGUGCUCCAAGACCCGAGCGGUAAUCCAACACAUCCACCCGACUAAGUGCUGGAGGAUCUGUACCGGGUGUCACACAAACUCCCUGACCAGGACGACGGAGGAGGCCCAGCGGGUGUGUCACUGGAACGAGCGCCACACAGAGAGGAGGAGCUCAGGAUCAAGUGAGGAGGAGGCCAUGGAGCAGAUGGAGGACGGUGACCCCCCCAAGUGGUUGAACUCCCAGGUGGAGAACUGGCCCAUCUACGUCAACUUACAACCACACUGCACUACAACCGCACUCUGCACCGGGUACCACUCAAGCUCCUCGACCAGGACGACGCAGGAGGCCCAGCAGGUGUGUCACUGGAACGAGCGCCACACAGAGAGGAGAUACUCAGAUGGAGAGGAUGGAUCAAGUGAGGAGGAGGAGGCCGAGGAGCAGGUGGAGGACGAUGACCCCAAGUGGUUGAACUCCCAGAUGGAGAACUGGUCCAUCUACGUCAACCUACAACCGCACACAUGCAGCCCUGAGCAUAAGAAGGGGGAGAAGAAGAACAGCCUGGUGUGGCCUUGUUAAUGGAUGGACAGGAUGCUUUGGACAGUGGAAGGUCAUUAUCAUAAAUAAUGUAUAAAGUUAAAAUAUAUAUAUUUAUACGGUUCUUACGUUCAUUUUUUGAUACAUUUGGGGAUUCAUUUCCAUUAGAUGAAUCUGUGAUUUUGGUCAUGUGUUUUAAUGCUUCUAUCUACUUGAAUGUUGACCACAAAUGUGAACAACGUCUUUAUACUUUUACAAUGAGUAAGAGAGGAAAUGUGUCUGCAAAUGUUGUGCAUUUGAUAAUAAAAUAAUGUGCUAUGCAAA
Messenger RNA from Gasterosteus aculeatus aculeatus (three-spined stickleback), 2838 nucleotides. The record is from RefSeq and is a predicted model, not a curated record. NCBI's taxonomy places the organism in Eukaryota, Metazoa, Chordata, Actinopteri, Perciformes, Gasterosteidae.